Molecule: messenger RNA, 4174 nt
Organism: Limanda limanda (common dab)
Lineage: Eukaryota; Metazoa; Chordata; Actinopteri; Pleuronectiformes; Pleuronectidae
Gene: maff
Product: v-maf avian musculoaponeurotic fibrosarcoma oncogene homolog F
Exons: 3
Coding region: 1206-1682 (158 amino acids)
Biological process (GO): regulation of transcription by RNA polymerase II; regulation of epidermal cell differentiation
Cellular component (GO): nucleus
Molecular function (GO): DNA-binding transcription factor activity, RNA polymerase II-specific; RNA polymerase II cis-regulatory region sequence-specific DNA binding
Source: RefSeq, a predicted model, not a curated record
ACUCCCGUUUGGUUCCUCCCCCAUUCACGUCUACCAGGGAGUGUGUUUUUCUCUGGGAGUGCUGGAGUCAGCAGAACAAUCUGAGUGUUGUCUUUUACGUUCACUGGUAAUGUAGGUUACUGUGGCCACACACACUUUGAUUUGACAGCCAUAAACAAAAGGGUCAUUGAGGAGGACUUUCUCUUUAGCAAGUCAACUCAGGUGACAAUAGAGGAAAUGGAUGUCACAUGGGAAUAUCCAAUUUAAGUACAAAUGAAUCCUAACCUCGAUCCUCUUUAAAUGUGUUAAACUUUAAUAUAUCGCAAUGAAAAGCAGACAAGUUCUAACAUCACAACAACAACAGAUUUUCCCACGAGUUUCUUUAAAAACAAACAACACGUCCCGUUCUUUACAAUGUUAUUGUUGAAAGAUUUAACAGGAGUUACGAGGCCAAAACGAGAUGUCAAUGAUCACAAAUAUGCUCUGGAAGCUGCAAAUGACUGUAAUCAUGAGGCGGUGAAAUUUAGCUGCAGCAUUACCUCGUCUAGAUCGGCCUGUUCCUCAAAGAAAAAUGAUAGUGUGAAGAGUUGGCUCACUAAGCGGCCAAAAGCUCAACAGUAACCACAGGGCUGUAUUUUGACUCUCUACGUAUAUGUGGUAUCUCAAGUUUUGUUCUUACUCUCCUACAGUCUCUGUAGACGAGCGACACUGUGACAAAACAAAAGCCCACCCACUCUAAAUAUUGCGAAAGCAAACACAGUAACCUUAAUGAAAACCCCAGUGAGGAAAACACCCUGGGGCUUCAUAAAGUCAGGGUUGAACUGGUUGGUCUCGAUUGAAUAUUAACGGGAAGCGAUAUUUUAGCCAUUCAGCUAAAACCACCUCAGACUGAAGUGCCGAGUCAUUUCUAUCAACACCGUAGUGACCCGAGCUCCACAGCUGAGGGGGAAGAAAAAAGAAAAACAGAUCUAGUUGGCCCGGGCAGAGGUUGGACUUUAAUCCCACAUAACAACAUUUGUGAGCUGACCUUAAGAGGAGUGCAGGAAGUCCCAGUGUGGCGUGUGCUAACUGCUCAAUGAGAAAGAUAUUUCCUAAUAGAGUAGUGUUAAGGCGGAACCGACUCAAACAGACACUGUUACUGCUGCUGGCUGGAAGAAGAAUCCUCCAGAGUGUCUGUAUCUGUGUUGACUGGUGCUUGGGGGGUAAAAGCUGAAGACAUUUGGAUCAUGACGACAGAAAGAAACAGCAAAGCCCUGAAGGUGAAGCAGGAAUGUGGCGAGAACGUGCCCGUCCUCUCAGACAGUGAGCUCAUGUCCCUCACGGUACGGGAGCUGAACCUCCACCUGCGCGGCAUGUCCCGCGAGGAGAUCCAGAAGCUGAAGCAGCGGCGGCGCACCUUAAAGAACCGGGGGUACGCCGCCAGCUGCCGGGUCAAACGGGUUUCCCAGCGCGAGGCCCUGGAGCAGCAGAAAGGUGAGCUCCAGAGGGAGGUGGAUCGACUCGGCGCCGAGAACGCCGGGAUGAGGAAAGAGCUGGAGGGCCUCGGCGCGCGCCUGGCCGCUCUCCAGAGAUUCGCCAGGGGUCUGGAGGCCGGGGGGGGCAACCUGCUGGCCACGGCGCCGCGUCUCAACACCGCCUCCGUCAUCACCAUCGUCAAGAGUCCACCACAGCCUCAGCCACAGAGAGAACACGAGCCGUCCUAGAAGGAGCUGCCGGACACAGACUUGGGGAGGGAUGCACAACCUGCAAUGCAAACACACACUCAUACACACACACCCGCAAGCAUACAUGUACUAUACACGUGCUAAAGAAUAGGAAGACAAAUAGGAAAAUUAGCAGGAAUAUACUAAAUCCUUGUGUGCGUCGAGCCCCGGUCACAUUACGACGGGCGCCAUUCAGUCGAGUGUGACACGGCGCCGACAGUGCGGCGGGUGACAUCACCACAAACGACAACAGCUACGUUUAAUUUUUCUAAAGCAACAGCUGAGAAUUCAUCCAGGACAAGUGGAGGUGUCCUCUACUUCAUGCUAUUUUUUUAUAAUGCUAUAGCUUAGCCGACUGAAAUUUACUCAAGUAGGUUUGUUGAGAAAUCCGAGAGCUCAGUUAUGUUCAAGAACAACGCAGCGUGUGUAUUGUGAGCGAGGCGUUGAAACACAGACGUGUGCAGAAUCCUCACAACUCGAAAAACCGUCGACUGACUAAACUCACUGGACUGAAGCCGGAACACAACCCAAACAAGAGUUACUGUACAUCUCCCACCACUCAACCGAUCCAGCCUGUGACGCCAGUGCUCUCUGAACGACCAGCUUCAGCCUCUCCCCCCGUUUUCAGUUUAUGGCACCUGACCAACAAGCAAAAAAAAAAACGCCAGGGUGGAGCUGACGUAUGCCAUGCGCUGCUUCCUCUAGCUUGACAAACGUCUGCAUUCCUGGUACAGUUGUAGUCUGAAGCCAGCUAGUGUUUCCUCAUAAGCAGUCCAGGGUCGUGUGUUUCUGUUAGCAUGUAAGAGAAUGUUUCACAGUAGGAAUCACUUCGUCAUUUACGCAGAGUUUCUCAACUUCAGCGUCACUUGAUAUCCAGGCAGGGGCCACGGGGGGAUUCCCCAGACUCCACACUCGCAUUCUGACAUUUCCUUCAUUCUUUCAAAAAAAAUAUAUAACUAAAACACAGCAGUAGGCCACCUCACAGCUCCCUUAGCGAUGAGGCCACGAGGAUUUUGGAAUCAAAUAGUUUUUAACACACUCCAGAAAACAGGUUGAGAACCGCUGUGUUCAUGAAUUCAAAACGGUUCAUUACGUGAAAUGUCUUUAGUUUUGGGUUUUUCAGUCUCCCUUCCUGGUCUGGCCCCUUGGUUUAAGGAGAAAGUUUCGUACUACCUGUGUACACAUUUCCCACAUUACUGCAGUGCCUUCAGUGUAUGUCGGAGUUCUAAUAAUCGAAACCUAAGAGAGAGAAGGUUGAAAAACAGACUGUAAUCGCUCCUUCUUACCUGCUCAUGAUCACGCAUCUCCUUUUUUUUUCUUUACAAUUCCUCCUUUAAACCACCCACUACUCGUUUCACGAUCCCUAAUUUUGAUACACUUUGCUGCGGCUUCCCUCCUUUUUCUAUAUCUGCUAGACUCCCAACAACAGAUGUUGGUCAUUUUGCCAAAAACGUGUCAAAGCGGAGUCGCAUCUGGUCGGUAUUACACACUCACAAACGAUGCAAAUCCUCUGCAAACAUUCCCGGUUUUUGUGUUCUUAUUUGUAAUGUUUGUAUGUGCCGUUGAGAGACGAAAAUGUUGAGUGACAUUUAUCAGAGAUAUAUUCUAUAUUUUAUUUGUAUUUAAAGGUAGAUAUUAUUAAAAAGACAAGCUAACGAGUGCUGUGAUGUUCUGUUUUCGGACGUACUUAUGACUAGUCUGGGGAUAUUCUCAUGUCUAAUAAUUGUGUUGUGUGGCGACGGUGAUUACUUUGCGAAAUGUUAAUUAUUAGCUCAGUAGAAGUAUGCUCAAAGCCAAUGGCCAUAUUGCUGUAUGAUUUAUUUUUGUGUGUGUGUUUUUUGCCAUGUUUGUACUGGCGUGUCAUAGUGGAUUCUUGGAGGGAUAUUAUUUUUCUAUGAUGGUUUAUAUGUUAUUUGUGUGAGGAAAAAAUUAAGGUCACUUCUGAAUGGGCCAGGGUGGGCAGAAACCCGGGGAUGUCGGGAUGGGAAGGCGCGAUGAGAAAGAUGGCGAAGGGGAGGAGACGAGAGAGGGCGGAGCUGUUGUUGGCUGAUGGAGAAAGAAAGUAGACUGAAGGAAAAGGAAGGCGGUGAGAGGUGGCGUUUGAUUCACUUGAAACCCUCUGUCGGUCGUCGGCCUGUUUGAGUCGAGUCGAGCUCAAACAGGCCUGGAUCUCAUAGAGUCUAGGCCACUGAAUAGUGCUAGCAAUAUCAUUUCUAAGCAGGCAUUGCAACACAUUAGACUGUGUUGACAAAUAACUCCUUUAAGAUAUGAGGCAUAUAUUUAGCUAUAUGAAUAUCAGUGUGGCAAAGCAUUUAUUCUCAAUAUUUUAAUGUCUCACAUCUGUCAACUUGUGCUGGAUGUUUUGUAAUACUUGCAAAACAAAAAUGGUCUUUGUAUUUAUUACCUGUAUUUUUUCUAUUGUGAAAAUUUAAGUACAUUGUCUAUUUUAAAUAUUAAUUAUAAUAAAUGUUGUACAUAUUGUACAUAAAAUG